CGCUAAUCCAAGUGAACUUUGUCGAUUUGUCGACAUGCCGUUGGCAGUAAGUUAGAAAAUCGCAUCAAUUUUUUUGUUACAGAAUCAUCUACUUUGCUCUGGAUCUCAGCUGCUGCUCACACAAUCUUCGGCUAUCAACGAUGUUGGGCUUCUUCAGCACCACCAUUCCUGCAUGAGUUGCGACAGAAGACGGUUAUCGCAAGAUUUUUGGAGCAGGGAGCCUGCACAAAUGAAUGUACCAUGCUGUAUCUCUCCUUUCGUCAGUUGCUCUCAAGCAGAUGGCACUAUUGCCGUCAUACCCCUAUAUCUCAUGCAUAUUAGCAGUUUAUCUGAACAGACCUUGCCGCACAUCAACCCCUUCGAGUCGAAACGGUAUAUGCUCUCGCUUCUAACACACCAGACUUUCAUGUGCCAUAUGGCACCACCAUCACGGGACGCAUGGAGAAACUGUGCUCACCACGCCGACGUCGGAACCAACCGCACACUCUUAUCAAUCUGAUAAUCGCUUGACCUUUUUUUGCUGACAUUUUCCGCCCUCUGACAUCACCAUCUGCUCGCUGUGCUCAUAGUCGGGUUCGACUCCGACUCCACGCAUUUGCUUUUUGACGACACAUUCUCAUACCGAGCCUUUGCGCGUCCCAUCUUCACGAUCCCUCAGAAAGACAAGCUGCGAAGUCUCGCAGAUGUCCGGCAACUCCAAUGCCGACAUAUGGAUUGCUGGCGCUUUUGCUGCAUUCACCGUCGACCUCCUGGUUUAUCCGCUAGACACGCUGAAGACGAGACUGCAAUCACCUAACUACAAGGCUCGCUACACAAAUGGUGCUGCGAACACCGUCAACAAGGCCGCUUUGUUCCGCGGCCUGUACCAGGGCGUCGGCAGCGUAAUUCUAGCCACUCUUCCUUCAUCCGGUGCCUUCUUCACCACAUAUGAAGGCGUCAAGCACGUCCUCUCCACGCAUAACCCAACGCUUCCUGGACGUGAAACGCAUCUAAUCGCCCAACCGAUUAUCCACGCGACGGCCUCCGCGCUCGCCGAGCUGGUCUCGUGCGCAAUCCUCACCCCCGCCGAGGUCAUCAAGCAGAACGCCCAGAUGGUCGAUGCUUCCUCGCCCGCUGGUGCCACGGCACAGACACUGCGCAAGUUUCGCGGCAAUCCGCUCGCUCUUUGGCGUGGAUAUACCGCGCUUGCAGGCCGGAACCUGCCCUUCACCGCGCUACAGUUCCCCAUGUUCGAGCGCCUCAAGUCGGCCCUCUUCGCCUACCGCGAUAGCAACGGCACAAGGACCAACACUGUGCUCGAAGGCGGCGUAAUCACGGCUGCAAGCGCUGGUGCUGCAGGUAGCGUCGCGGCCGUACUCACCACCCCCGUUGACGUCGUCAAGACCCGCAUCAUGCUAGCCGCCGCAGACGUCACCCCGAGGGAGUCGACGGCCGGCCUCGUCGACGCGAUGGGCGCUACCGCCGGCACGACGCAGGCUUCCAGGAAGAACAGCAUCCAGAUUGCGAGGGAGAUUGUUGCAGAAAACGGAGUCAAGGGCCUGUGGCGCGGUGGCGCCCUCCGCGCUGUGUGGACCUUCGUUGGGAGCGGUCUGUACUUGGGUGUGUACGAGAGCGGAAAGACGUACCUCGCCCACCGAAGGGGCGAGCGACUGCGUGAACAAGAUAUACUGUGAAAAGUCGCAUCCCAUCCUGCAUUCUCUCCGCAUAAGUGUACGUACGUGUGUGUGUUUGUGUGUGACACCCUAGAAUAGAGCCGGGCCUCUCGCCUCAAAGCAUUCCUCCCUCG
Molecule: messenger RNA, 1786 nt
Organism: Verruconis gallopava
Lineage: Eukaryota; Fungi; Ascomycota; Dothideomycetes; Venturiales; Sympoventuriaceae
Exons: 4
Coding region: 684-1673 (329 amino acids)
Cellular component (GO): mitochondrial inner membrane
Molecular function (GO): S-adenosyl-L-methionine transmembrane transporter activity
Source: RefSeq, a predicted model, not a curated record